AUGUAUUCCGAAGCCAUGAAACAAAAUCCAAUCGACACUUCAACAGUGAUAAAUAAUGGAAAAUACAGAAGACCUGUCGAUCAUCGUAUAUUUGUGAAUCGUACUGUAAAUUUAAAUAAUAUUGAAUAUUUUGGAUUUGAUAUGGAUUAUACACUUGCUAAUUACAUUUCACCAGUAUUCGAAUCCAUGUGUACAAAAUUAAUUUUACAAAGACUUGUUGAUUCUAAGGGUUAUCCACCUGAGAUUCUUCAAAUUACCUAUGAUCCAUCAUUUGCAGUGAGAGGAACAUUCCUCGAUAAGAGACAUGGUAAUAUUUUGAAAGUUGACCAUUAUGGAUUUAUUUUACAAUGUGUACAUGGAAAGAAGGUUGUUAAAAGAUCUGAUUAUGUGCAUUGUUAUCCUGAUUUUUUGAUUCAUCCAGAAGCUGAAAUUGGAGAUAGAUAUUUCUGUUAUGAUACUUUAUUUGGAAUUCCAGAAGCAUCACUUUAUGCAUCAAUGGUUGACUAUUUUGAAAAGAGUAAUUUUAUUGCAUGUAAAGAAAGUGGACAAGUUACAAGUGAUUCAGAUGAACAAGUAGAUCAAGAUGCUAGACUUUCCUAUUGGUCACUCUUUGAUGAUAUUAGAGAAUGUGUUCAAGCCAUUCACAGUGAUAGCAGUCUCAAGACAACUGUCAUGGCUGAUUUGGAUAAAUAUAUUAAGAAGGACGAAAGAUUACCUCUCUUGUUUGAUAGAAUGAGAAAAGCAGGUAAAAAGAUAUUCCUCCUCACCAAUUCUGAAUACUUUUACACUAAUGCUGUGAUGGCCUAUUUAUUGGACAAAUCAAUUGAUGGAUAUGAAAAGUGGACUGAUUUCUUUGAUAUUAUCAUUACAAAUGGGCAAAAACCUAAAUUUUUCAAGGAAGGAACAACUCUCAGAGAAGUAGAUCAAGCAACUGGUAGUUUGAAAUUAUCAGCAGUUAAGGGAUUCAAGAAGGGAAGUGUUUAUACUGGAGGUUCAUUUAGUUUAUUCAAGAAAUUCACCAAAACAAAGGGAUCUGAGGUUCUCUAUGUUGGAGAUAAUAUUUUCCAUGACAUUAUUGAAACUAAUAACUGGAUGACAAAAAGAUCAACUGAAAUGUGGGCUAAAGUAAAUACAUUGGAAUAUUUACGUGCUGAGAGCUUCAAGGGACUUGACUCUUCAUAUCCAAUCACAACAAAGAGGGAUGAAGUACCAGUGAAACAACAAAUUGUUAAGGCGCAAGAAGAAUUGAAUGCUCACUUUAACUCAUACUUUGGUAGUACAUUCAGAUCUGGCACAAGAGAAUCAUACUUUAGCACUCAGGUUCAAAGAUUUGCCGACUUGUAUUGUAGUGAUGCUGUUCUUUUGUUAUACUAUCCAUUCAAUUAUUACUUCUCGACAAUACCAACCUUAUUACCACAUGAAAGAGCUGCUCUUCGUCAAUUUGAGAAGGGCACUACUGUAGCUUAA
Messenger RNA from Naegleria gruberi, 1467 nucleotides. RefSeq lists its product as uncharacterized. The transcript has 4 exons. Lineage: Eukaryota; Heterolobosea; Eutetramitea; Acrasida; Naegleriidae. Bases 1 to 1467 code for a protein of 488 amino acids. The record is from RefSeq and is a predicted model, not a curated record. Gene Ontology annotation, molecular function: 5'-nucleotidase activity.